This is a messenger RNA of Thalassophryne amazonica, 1166 nucleotides long. RefSeq names its product adenylate cyclase activating polypeptide 1a (gene adcyap1a). Bases 247 to 840 code for a protein of 197 amino acids. Gene Ontology annotation, biological process: adenylate cyclase-activating G protein-coupled receptor signaling pathway; regulation of protein localization; positive regulation of transcription by RNA polymerase II. Lineage: Eukaryota; Metazoa; Chordata; Actinopteri; Batrachoidiformes; Batrachoididae. Gene Ontology annotation, cellular component: extracellular region; neuron projection; perikaryon. The record is from RefSeq and is a predicted model, not a curated record. Gene Ontology annotation, molecular function: neuropeptide hormone activity; pituitary adenylate cyclase activating polypeptide activity; peptide hormone receptor binding. The transcript has 7 exons.
AAAACACCAACAGGACAGCGAGUUGUACACAGAAAAGUUCUCUGCAGACUAAUGUGCAGGUAAAGAUUAGCGAGAGCCGAGCUGGUGGAGUUCUUCACAUUUUGGAAGAAGCGCGCGGAGCCUGAAGAGGAGAAUCGAAUUAAAAGCUUUGUCAGUGAGAAAGAAAAACUCAGAUAGAGUUCCUAUCUCACUCUCGCAGUUGAGAUCUUGAACGGAUCGCGGCCGGCGUGUCGCCACUGCAGGACAAUGGUCAGUAAAGCGACUUUAGUUUUACUCAUCUAUGGACUCAUAAUGCAUUACAGCAUCAACUGCUCACCCGUGGGACUCAACUAUCCUAAUUUUAGAUUUGACAGUGAGGUUUAUGAUGAGGAUGGAAAAUCAUUAUUGCCUCAGGAAUUUGACAGAGUCCAAAUGGAUGGGGGAAGCCCUCCCUCUGUAGCUGACGACGAAGACUACAUGUUGUAUUACCCAGCAGAGAAAAGAAUGGAAAGGCAUGCAGACGGCAUGUUUAAUCAAGCCUACAGGAAAAAGCUGGGUCAAUUAUCAGCAUGGAAAUAUGCACAUUCUCUGAUGGCAAAACGUGUAGGCGGAGGGAAAGCGUUGGACGAAAGCGCUGAUUCUCUGUCCAAGAGACACUCAGACGGAAUCUUCACAGACAGCUACAGCCGCUACCGAAAGCAAAUGGCCGUCAAGAAAUACCUGGCAGCAGUCCUUGGGAAAAGCCUUGAAGACAUAGGUUUGCACCAAAUCCUACAAGACAUAGACUUUGAUGCCCUCCCGGACGGGGAUGAGUUUGAGGCUUUUUUGGGAGACUGGCUGAAACAGGUCUUUCCCAAAUAACUGGCUUUGUGACGCAGGAAGCAGUUUGCUGCUGUGGUGCCUUGCAUCAACUUUAAAAUCACCAUGAAUCACAGAUGGCAAUUUAGUGGCCCUACAAUGCUGCACAUCAUCAGUUCACAUUUCACCCUUUUGUUGUUGUUGUUGUUUUUGUGUUUCACAUCUAGUUUAGAUGUCAGUCUUUCUUGCACUGCUUUCUUUGUCACUUUGUUCUCAGAGUGCUAGAUUUUUGUGACAAUAAAGGAAGGAACAAUUUCCCACUUAUGGUAUGAUGAAACAUAUGUGUCAUAUUAAAAGCGCCAAUGGCCUUACUAAAUUUAAAUGAUAUA